CCGGGUCACGACGGUGUCGCGAGCCCAGACACGUGACAAGUAUAAAGAAGCCCUUGGUCUUUGUGAGCUUCUCACUGUGCGCCAUAUUCGCCCUGAGUUUAGUGUUAACCAGACGCAGUUAUGGCCGAGGCAGAUCGACCCGGAAAACUCUUUAUCGGUGGGCUGAACACCGAAACCACAGAGGAGGCCCUUGAGCAGUACUUCGGCAAAUAUGGCCGGAUAUCUGAAGUGCUUUUGAUGAAAGACCGUGAGACGAACAAGUCCAGGGGCUUUGCGUUUGUGACCUUUGAGAGCCCAGCUGAUGCAAAGGAUGCAGCGAGGGAGAUGAAUGGGAAGUCUCUUGACGGCAAGCCAAUUAAAGUAGAGCAAGCAACAAAGCCCCAGUUUGAGACCGGAGGCCGCCGAGGCCCCCCUACUCUGCGUGGUCGUGGCCCACCGAGGGGUUUACGAGGAACCAGAGGACUGAGUGGAAUGAGAGGCCCCCCAACAAGAGAACCCUUUUUUAAGGAUAUGUCAUCGAGAGGCCCACCACCUCUGAAGAGAGGCCCACCAAUUCGUGAUGGCGGCCCACCCCCAAAGAGAUCUGCACCAUCAGGUCCAAUGGGCCGACCUCCGAUGUCUCGAGAGCGGGAUCCUUAUGGUCCCCCACCACCUCGCAGAGAUGGCAUGCUUUCUAGGAGGGAUGAUUACCCGUCUCCUCGCGACGACCAUUACAGCACGAAGGACAGCUACUCCAGCCGAGACUACAUGAGCUCCAGGGACACCAGGGACUACGCUCCGCCGCCUCGCGAUUACGCUUACCGCGACUACUCUAGCUCUCGUGAUGAUUAUGGAUCCUUGUCACGGGGCUACGGUGACCGUGACAGUUACGGUGGAAGCCGUGAGCCACGAGGCUACAUGGAUCGCCCGAGUGCGGGUUCCUACAGAGACCCCUACGAUGGUUACGGUAACUCGCGCAGCGCCCCGCCCUCAAGGGGCCCUCCGCCAUCCUACGGUGGAAGUGGCGGGAGCAGUCGCUAUGACGACUAUGGCGGCAGUUCCAGGGAUGGUUACGGCAGUCGUGACAGUUACCCCAGCAGUCGCAGUGACCCAUACUCUGCUAGCCGUGGCGAACGAAUGGGCAGACAGGAGAGGGGACCUGCCCCCCCAAUCGAUAGAGGCUACCCUCCUCGCGACGCGUACGGCAGCUCGAGCCGCGGCGGGCUCCGUGGUGGCGGACGCGGAGGCAGCCGCGUGGAUAGAGGAAUCGCCCGCAGCAGAUACUGAACAGACUUGCAAACAAAGGAAGUUUUCUCAAAACGGCAACCAUGAGUGUGUUCAUAACAUUCAGACGGAAGUGGAAGACCUAAGAAGCAAAUUUUGAGUUCUGUGGACAAAACUUACUGCUCCCCCUCCCCGUUCAUAUCCCUGAGCAUCAAUUUUUUUUUUGAAGAAAUGGAAUGUUUGUUUUGUAUUUCGUUCUUGGGCCGCCUUCCCCAUCUAGUCUGUAGCGAUUUUAAGUGUCUUUGUACUAGUACUGUUACACACUGCAGUUCCCUGGAAUAACAUGCCUUCAUUUACUAAUAAAGUUUUUAUUGAAAAUGUGAUCAAAGCUGGUGGAUGUUCAGAGAAACCUGAAGUAAUAUUAAUGCUGUGUUUCGUUUGCCUGCAUUUGCCUUUGAGAUUUCUAACGUUCUAACCAGAAAUAAACAUCGGAGCUCUAUUGGA
This is a messenger RNA of Brienomyrus brachyistius, 1707 nucleotides long. Its product is annotated as RNA-binding motif protein, X chromosome-like. The transcript is spliced from 9 exons. NCBI's taxonomy places the organism in Eukaryota, Metazoa, Chordata, Actinopteri, Osteoglossiformes, Mormyridae. The coding region runs from base 121 to 1266 and encodes 381 amino acids. The record is from RefSeq and is a predicted model, not a curated record. Gene Ontology annotation, cellular component: spliceosomal complex. Gene Ontology annotation, molecular function: RNA binding. Gene Ontology annotation, biological process: positive regulation of mRNA splicing, via spliceosome.